AUGAGAGAUGAUUCCAAUUUAAUGGAGCAUAGACCAUCUGUUAUAGCUGUGGCUGCUGUAUUGGUGGCAUUGGAUCAAAAAUUAACUAGACAGUCUUUAGAGGUCAAGAUUAAUGCCUUGUUUCCAAGUGGAUUUCUUGAAAUUGUGGAUGUGUUUUCUUGUUAUACUCGAAUGCGGGAUUUAAACAUCGAGAAAAUUAAAUUACCUAACCAUAUGAUAUCCUCAAUUUUGUCACCAAUACAAAUGAGAAUGCCCAAUGUUAAUGAAAAUUCUGCCAAAAGAAAGAGGCUUACAUUUGAUGAUAAUGAUCAGAACUAUGGCACACCUGAGGAGAAGGCGAAACGACACGGCUAG
Molecule: messenger RNA, 354 nt
Organism: Ilex paraguariensis (yerba mate)
Lineage: Eukaryota; Viridiplantae; Streptophyta; Magnoliopsida; Aquifoliales; Aquifoliaceae
Source: the annotation of a GenBank genome assembly